UACACGGUAUCAUAUGGGGAGGAAGAGGAAGUCUCUCUCUGUCGCGCGCGCACACACACAUUGUUAUAUAUAGUGACUAAUCAAAUAACAUAAAUAAUGUUUACGGACCGACUGAAGGCUUUUCUGGUGAUUUGCUCUUUUUAAAUGACCGAAACUGAAAGUCCGCCCUCUGGCUGAUGUGCGCAUGCGCGUUGUUAUUCUCAGUUGACUGCGUAUUUCUGUCCGAUUUCUCACGCGUAUUAGGGAGUGCAGUUCUUCUAUCAGUAUCUUCCUGUGAUCACCAGAUCAUCAUCAGAAAUGAGUAAACAAGAUGAAAUUCAGAAGGACUUCCUUCUUCCGGAUCUCAAAAACGAUGGGGUGAAGCUUUAUCUCCAGAAGAUCAGAAAAGUUGCUUCAGAUAACAGGGGGUCAGAGAUUAAACUGAAAAAGGUAGAAAAGUACAGUUUCAAGGUCGGAACUUUGGAAGAAACAUCGUACAAAGAUGAGCCCGACAUGGUCGAUGAGUGGGAGCAGUUCUACCUCCCAGAUCACAUGUUCAUGGAGGUGAUUGGUGUUGUUGAGAAGUUCCCCUGUAACUCCCCCAACGAUGAGCUGGUGCUGAUGGUGUGUGAGGACGGGAAGGUGUUUGCUUUUGAAGGUAACAGGCUGCAUCUCGUCUCUAACAACCUGGAAGAGCUGUUUAAGAAUGGCCUCCAGUUUCCAGGAACCGAACAGUAUUACAGUGGGCAAAGCUUUGAGGACAUGAGUGAAGAAGAUUGGGACAGGGUGAGGGAAUCAAAAGAAGUGAAGGAGAAGAGGAAGGAACACCAGGAAAUGCUGGAGAGCAUGAAGGACUCCUAUCUCAACAACCUGGACAUCAUCAUGGGGAGAGAGCGAGAAGAGCCAAUCCCUUUUCCUGAGGGAAAGCCACUAGUUCCUGUUUUAAACAUGCAGUAAGAUUAAAAUCAUCUGGGUUUGGAUCACGUGUCGUUUAUUUCCGGUGUCUCUAGAAUUUAGCUGAAGCCCUGAACCUCACUGUAAAAUCUCGGUUUCAAGUAAAUUAUAAAAUCUUUAUUAA
Messenger RNA from Ictalurus punctatus (channel catfish), 1057 nucleotides. RefSeq lists its product as uncharacterized. Bases 298 to 936 code for a protein of 212 amino acids. The record is from RefSeq and is a predicted model, not a curated record. The transcript is spliced from 5 exons. NCBI's taxonomy places the organism in Eukaryota, Metazoa, Chordata, Actinopteri, Siluriformes, Ictaluridae.